Molecule: messenger RNA, 801 nt
Organism: Benincasa hispida (wax gourd)
Lineage: Eukaryota; Viridiplantae; Streptophyta; Magnoliopsida; Cucurbitales; Cucurbitaceae
Source: RefSeq, a predicted model, not a curated record
AUGGAAAAGGAAGGGGGGCUGAUCAAAGCGGGGGUUGUUAAUCAGCCACUACCUUCGAAGGAGGAAAUGGAGGAAGCUUCAAGAAAGAGUGCCCUGGCCGUUUCGGAUUCUAAGGAAACUGUUCAAACAGAAUCCUAUGAGGGACCCAUCAGGGUUACUUUGGAGGAAGCGGUGGUGGAGAAGCAGCAUGAAAUGGCUGAGGAGAAGAAGAAGAAGAAGAAGACUAAGGAGAAGAGGGCUGAAGGAGUUGAGGAAGCCUAUCCAAUCAAUAAGAAGGAAAGAAAAACGAGUGGAAAGAAGGAACGCAGGCCGGAGGAGACGCGCCUAAAAAAGAAAGAAGAGAAGAGAAAGAGGGCUGAGAGCCCAGAAAUCGACGGAGAAUCCACCUCCGCAAUGGUGGAUAAGGGGGAAUUAGCGCAACAAAAAGAAUCAGCACAACCUGAAGAGGAAACAACGCAAAUAAGAAUGGUUGCGACUGAUGAUGAAGAAGAUUUAGACAUCACCCCCCUUAGGCGGCGUCGCAAGGAGAAUGCACGGCAAGGGUCAACAAUCGACCCAACAAUUUUGCAAAGUGCAUUAGAAGAGAAGGAGAGGAGAAGAAUAAAGGAAGAAGAAAAACAAGAGAAUAUGUUACGGGCACAACAAAUCAUCGCAGAAGGAAGUCGAAGAAGAAAAUUACAAGAUGAGGAGAUGUGCCGCAACAACGCAAUAUCGGCAGAAGAGGAAAGAAAAGGCUCGAGGAAGAACAAUGCAUUUUGCUGGCCUCAGAGUAAUUUGAAAGAGAAUUCGAAAAAGAAAUGA